This is a messenger RNA of Spea bombifrons (plains spadefoot toad), 2512 nucleotides long. RefSeq names its product lysophospholipid acyltransferase 2-like. Lineage: Eukaryota; Metazoa; Chordata; Amphibia; Anura; Pelobatidae. Gene Ontology annotation, biological process: lipid modification. The transcript is spliced from 13 exons. The record is from RefSeq and is a predicted model, not a curated record. Bases 357 to 1760 code for a protein of 467 amino acids. Gene Ontology annotation, cellular component: membrane. Gene Ontology annotation, molecular function: acyltransferase activity.
GGAAGUCCAGAACCCAUAUCACAUUAAUCAUGUAAAAUAAAGAGGGUGUGCGUUUUUAUGUCAUCUCUGAUAUCCCUAAGCCUGCAAAGAAUGUGGGCCCCAGUCCCCACACCGUAUCUGCAUACCGUUGAAAUAACCACCCCAACCACUGUUGUUUUUUUUUUCCUUGCCCCUCCUUAAACUGUCCGAGUUCCUCCCUUCAUUCAGAAAGUCUUGCAGAACAUCUCGGAUUGUUUCUCUUUAGUGUAUGUUGCGGGUGUGGUGUGUCGGGGCGGUUAUUUCUUUAGGUAAAGUGUCAGUCGAGUCCCAGUGUGUACAAGUGUCCGGCACAGUCAGAGAAAGGAGAGGUGAAACCCAUGGGCCACACAGGGGACAGCAAGGAUGAACCUCUGGAAGCUCUCCUGCACAUGGUCACACACCUACCUGCAGAACAGCGUAUCUUCCUCACAGGACAGUUGUCAGCACUGGUCUUAGCUUUCCUUUUCCGCUGGUAUCUGCCGCCUUCAACAUGUGGUUCAAACCUCAGACACACCAUGGCCUUGCUCCUUGGCAUCUGUUUGUCACUCUACUGCUUUGGAUGGCUUGCAUUAUUUUUACUUGGAGAGGUGGUCCUUGGAUAUCUUCUACUUCUCUUUGCUGAUCCAAGGAGAGUUCAUGUGUACACUCUGCUGUUGACUAUGGGAUACCUGACAAUAUUCCACAUCAGAAGAUUUGUCUACCCUGCAGAGGAUGAAUUGGACUUCACUGUGCCUCUCAUGAUGUUGACCCAGAAAAUCAGCAGAGUGGCCUUCGAAUUUCAUGAUGGUACUGUCCGGACAGAUCAAUCCCUUAGCCCCUCACAAAGACAUCUUGCUAUCAGGUCAUACCCACCGAUUCUCACCUACUUCAGUUAUACUCUGGGAUUCCUGGGUCUCUUGGCUGGUCCUGUUUGCUCGUUUAAUGAUUAUCAGAUAUUCAUUCAAGGGGCUGAAAAAUGGAAGAACCCAGGGGCUGCAGUGUGCAAGAAAUUGUGUCUCUGCUCUUUCCUCCUGGCAGCUCAUCUAAUGCUGUCAGAUCGCUUCAUACUAUCAGAUGACCCACACCACUCUCUGAUUGGUCGCUAUUUCUAUCUGUAUCUGGCCGCAUUUUCCAGGAGACCCAAGUAUUAUUUUGCCUGGACUCUAGCAGAUGCCAUAAACAAUGCUGCUGGCUUUGGAUUUAAUGGGUUUUCUGAAGAUGGAACAGAAAAAUGGGACCGCUUGUCCAAUCUUGAUAUAAUGAAAAUUGAGACAGCUUCCAGUUUCAAGACAUUUAUUGACAAUUGGAACAUACAAACAGCAGUCUGGUUAAAAGAGGUUUGCUAUGACCGAAGCCCAUAUAACCCACUACUGGCCACUUUCGCAUUGUCGGCAGUCUGGCAUGGAGUACAUCCAGGAUACUACCUCACUUUCCUCACAGCUGUUCCCAUCACUUUAGCUGCUCGCAGGGUGAGGAGCAAUAUACGACCAUGGUUUCAAGCAACAGCAUUAAGCAGGGCGGUGUAUGGUUUUGGGACCUGGCUGUGUACGCAGGUAGCAAUGAGUUACACUGUGGCACCCUUCCUACUGCUGGAGCUUGGACAAUCACUGCAGCUAUACAGGUCUGUACGAUUUUCUUUCCACAUCCUCCCAAUUCUGGUGCUUCUAAUUCUCCCCAAAAACAAGACAUUUCACAGUAAAGUUGAAGGAUUCACUAAACCAGAGUGUGACCGGAACUAUAAUCAUCUAAAGAAGGAAUCCUGAAACAAAGACAUUUAUUUUGCCCGUUGUUGCCUUGGAGACGUCUGGGCUUCUCUCUGGGUUCCACCACGGUUCUCCCUCCGAAUAACAAGUUUGACAGUCCAGUGGACAGCUUCAUGCAGUCAGUGGGUGAUUAGAGCUUCCUACUUCCAGAGAAUAACUGAUAAGGUGACAGUGACUUACGGAGAACAAAGUUGUAGGAGAAAGUUCUGAGAUUGAAGAACGGUUUGAAUGUUUGCAGUGAACAGUUAAACAAUCCUGCUUCCAGUAGCUCACUUGGCCAGAUGGUGUUCCUGGAGACAUUGAAAGUUCAAUCCCAUGAUUGCUUAAUUUAAUUAUUUUUUAGAUAUUUAUUGUUAGCAAUAAUCGUAAAAUGACAUAUUUUUUUAUACCUUUUUAACUAUACAUCUUACUUGCAACUAAGCUAUAAGCGAUUCUGUUGGACAGUGAUAGUUUUCAACUAGGCAAAGAGAACAGGUUUCUAAGGAAACCUGGCUGCAGACACCCUGAAUGAAAGAAAAAAAGGUCUACAUCGACAUCCUUAGAUCAUGUUCUUAAAGGAGCAGGGGGGGAAAAUGGUUUGUAUUAGUAAGAGAAACAGUUCUCCUUGUGAAACAAAGACUAUAUAGGAUUCCAAAAGAAUUCAAUGUUUUAAACAUGUUUUAAAACUGCAUCUUGCUGCAGAAAAUGUCUUAUGUUUAUAUAGUUUACAUGAAUGCAAAUGACCCAACACUAAUUAAAUUUGAUUUUUUUAA